Messenger RNA from Pogoniulus pusillus (Red-fronted tinkerbird), 2195 nucleotides. It is a transcript of the gene CRHR2, whose product is annotated as corticotropin releasing hormone receptor 2. Gene Ontology annotation, biological process: adenylate cyclase-modulating G protein-coupled receptor signaling pathway; long-term synaptic potentiation; cell surface receptor signaling pathway. NCBI's taxonomy places the organism in Eukaryota, Metazoa, Chordata, Aves, Piciformes, Lybiidae. The transcript has 13 exons. Gene Ontology annotation, molecular function: corticotrophin-releasing factor receptor activity; peptide hormone binding; corticotropin-releasing hormone receptor activity. Gene Ontology annotation, cellular component: plasma membrane; dendrite; axon terminus. Bases 102 to 1352 code for a protein of 416 amino acids. The record is from RefSeq and is a predicted model, not a curated record.
GGGGGAUGCCAGCCCCGGGGCAGCGCGGAGGCUCCAGCUGAGCGGAAAACGCCAGCCCCGGGGAGACCCCCUCCAGCCCCCGCCUCAGCCCCGCCGGCCCCAUGGCGGGGCGGGCGCCGCAGCGCAGCCUCCCGGCGUCGGCGGCCGCCGUGCUCCUGCUCUUGCCCAUAGUUCUUCACUGUGAAUCUUCUGUGAACCUGCCCUUGUCUGUUCUGCUGGAAAAGUACUGUGAAGCUUUGUCAGCCCGCACCAAUGUCACAGGUCCGUACUGCAAUGCCACCACCGAUCAGAUCGGCACCUGCUGGCCCAGAACCUCUGCGGGGGAAUUGGUAGAGAGACCCUGCCCGGAGUUCUUCAACGGGAUCAAAUACAACACCACGAGAAAUGCCUACAGAGAAUGCCUGGGCAAUGGGACAUGGGCUUCCAAGAUCAACUACUCUCAGUGCGAGCCUAUUCUGGAUGACAAGAGGAAGUAUGCGCUCCAUUACAAGAUUGCUCUCAUCAUAAACUACCUGGGGCACUGUAUAUCAGUAGGGGCCCUUAUAGUUGCCUUUAUGCUUUUCUUGUGCUUGAGGAGCAUCAGAUGCCUGCGGAAUAUUAUCCACUGGAACCUGAUCACCACCUUCAUCCUGAGGAAUGUGAUGUGGUUCCUGCUUCAAAUGAUAGAUCACAACAUUCAUGAAAGCAAUGAACCUUGGUGUCGAUGUAUUACCACUGUCUACAAUUACUUUGUGGUGACCAAUUUCUUCUGGAUGUUUGUGGAAGGCUGCUACUUACACACUGCAAUAGUGAUGACUUACUCCACAGACAAGCUGCGGAAAUGGGUCUUCCUCUUCAUAGGAUGGUGUAUUCCUUGCCCGAUCAUCAUCGCCUGGGCCAUUGGCAAACUGUAUUAUGAGAAUGAACAGUGCUGGUUUGGAAAGGAGCCAGGGAAAUAUAUUGACUACAUAUAUCAAGGACCAGUGAUUCUUGUUCUCCUGAUAAAUUUUGUGUUUCUAUUUAACAUAGUUAGGAUUUUAAUGACAAAGCUGAGAGCUUCAACUACUUCAGAAACAAUACAGUACAGGAAGGCAGUCAAGGCCACGUUAGUCCUUCUGCCUCUGCUAGGCAUCACCUAUAUGCUCUUUUUCGUCAACCCUGGUGAAGAUGACAUUUCCCAGAUUGUCUUCAUCUAUUUCAAUUCCUUCCUGCAGUCUUUUCAGGGUUUCUUCGUGUCAGUGUUCUACUGCUUCUUGAAUGGCGAGGCCCUUUCUGCAGACUUGCUUCCUCGGCUCUGCGCUGCUCUCUUUGGCCGUGAGGCACCCACCGUGGCUCUGUGGGCUCUCACCUCCCCUGUUUGCGACGCUGCUUGAAGGCAACCGGGGAGAAGCCUCUUGGAGUAGGUGGCGGCGAGAUGGAUUCAGCGAAGAGAGAGAGAUUGGACACUGCACCUUGUGGAAGUUCACGGCAGGACGUCUGAACCAGCAGACUGGCAGGAACAAUCCAGUUUUUUUCCUCCUUUUUUUCCUUCUUUCCUUUCCCCCCCACCCUGCAUUGUGGUGAACAAAGACUGUUUUUAACAGGCUGCCCACCUCACCCUGUACAUUGAUUCCUAAUGAUUCCAACAGUUUGGUGUGUAGGUAGCCUGUCUCCUCCUGGUUCCUUUGUACAGAGUUCUCUGCAGAACUGGCAUUGGAGAAUAUGUGGCAGCGAGGGAAAAAAGAACAUCUGAGAGGUGGUGUGAAAAAUCUGGAGUUAUCUACCUUCCCCUUCUCUCCUUUCGAGGCGUGGGGAGUUAGGCAGGUCAGCGUUGGGCACUUUGCCUUGGAAGAGCCAUGCCCUGUUCACACACACCAUCCUGAGAAGGACAGCAAUAUCUUUAGAUAGCUCUUACUACCAUAUCCUUAUUCCUCUUAGCCCCACGCUUUUGGCACAGUGUAAGUAGCCCUUGGGAAGUCUUUGAGUUUUCUCAGCUAAGAGGGUGGGGGUGGGGAUGGAGAACAGGAGCUGUUUUCUGGGUUUAAAAGGGAAGUGCUGUAAAACCACUGAUGAGAAGAGGAUGUCGGCGUUAGGAGGGUAGUGCUACAUGCUGCACAAAGAUUAUCCUUUGAGCAUUUUGAACUAGAGCAGAUGUAUCUACCAGGCUUUUUAUGUGAUGUUCAAAAAUACUGUAUAUUUUCAAGAAUAAACACUACUCUGGGUUGGUUUCAAUAAAA